AUGUUUUAACAGAUCCAGGAAAUACUUUUCAUUUGACGUGGAUCUUCUGACUCGUCCGUCUUAUAAUUAGACUUUUGUUAAAGCAGCUGAAGGCUUGAUGACUGAGAAUAAAAUCUAAAACCGGAAACAGAGCAACAGAGCAGGAAAAAACAAAAAGCAGAAAAUUCUGCAGCGGCUGGAUCACCUGAAAAACCAACCAGGUUGAAUCAAAAUGCUGAAAACGUUUUUUAGCCUGUUGGUGUGUCUCGCUGCCUUCAGCCUGGUUUGCUUUGCUCUGUUUCUGUUUUACUCCGAGAACAGAAAAUUAUUUUCCAUCGCUUCAUUAAACAGAGAAACUAACCCGGAGGAAUCUGCAGGUCCGACAGGACGUCCAGGAAAGUCUCUGGAUCCGUGCGCCGACGUCCCUCCGAACCUGCAGGGAGUUCUCCAAGUGGAGUUCAGAACCAACCGGACCCUGCAGGACGUCCGGAACCACGUCGGCCCGUUCCUUCAGCAGGGAGGCCGGUACCGACCAACCAGCUGCAGGGCGAAACAAAAGGUGGCUGUCAUCAUCCCGUUCAGAAACCGGUAUGAACACCUGACCCACUGGCUCUACUACCUCCAUCCGGUCCUGAUGCGUCAGCAGCUGGACUACGGUGUGUACGUCAUCAACCAGGACGGAGACGGAGUGUUCAACCGGGCCAAGCUGAUGAACAUCGGAUUUGUUGAAGCACUGAAAGAAUACGAUUACGACUGUUUUGUCUUUUCUGAUGUAGACCUGGUACCAAUAGAUGACAGAAACCUCUACAGAUGUUCUGACCAUCCCAGACAUUUAUCUGUGGCUGUGGACAAGUUUAACUUCAUCCUGCCCUACGCCACCAUCUUCGGUGGAGUCUCAGCGUUGUCCGAACAGCAGUUCCUUAAAGUCAACGGCUUUUCAAACACCUUCUGGGGCUGGGGUGGUGAAGACGACGACAUGUCGCAGCGGAUCUCUUACAGACGGAUGUUCAUAUCCAGACCAGACUCCGUCACUGGGAGGUACAAGAUGAUAAAACAUAAGAGAGAUUCUCACAACGAUCCAAACCCAAGAAGAAUUCAGAAACUGAGAGAAACCUAUUCUAACAUGGACAAGGAUGGGCUUAAUUCUCUGAAUUACACAGUCAGGGAGAUUAGGAAGGAUUUAUUAUACACUUUUGUUACAGUGGAUGUUCAGGCUGAUGUGGAUCCAGAUGUUUCUGUCUCAGAGUUCAAUCAAAGCAAAAGUCAAUUUAAAACCAGCAGAACAAAAAAUGUAUCCAAUCUGGUCAGUCCUGCAAUCCACAACAGCAAGGCUUUAUAACGUUCAACUCAGUCCAAACUAAACCGAUGCAGCAAGCAUGUGGCGACAGUGGACAGGAUCAACCUACAUUAAACGGGUCGAAGCCUCCAGCAGGACCAGCUGGUGGAUCCACUUUAUGAACUGACAGAACCGGAUCUUCCACCAAACGCUCUUCAGACCAAAGUAAAACUGUUUUUACUUGAUUCUCCUAAAUUCAGCCAUGAUGUUUGUCUUGAUUUAUUUCUGAGGGAGUUUCUACCAUCCAAACAUUUAAAUUAAAAACCUUGUUUUUAAUUUAAAUCAUUCAGAUUUUUAUAUGCUGUAAACAGUAAAGGGAAGGACUUUAUUAAAUAAACAAUGAGGGGAUAUGUAAUGAAAUGAUUCAUAUUUAUGAAGUCUUAUGAAAUGAUUUUGGUUAUUUUUCAUGUAAAAAUGAAUCAGAUUGAAGGAAAAUCUCAUAAACAGGAUUUUAGUGAAAAUGAGUCUUUAUUCUCAUGCAGUCUCAAAUGUUUUCAGUGAAAUUUUCUGUAGCUUCCUGAUAAAGAGGAGAACAGAGGAAGUGAGAAGCUACUGGACUGUAAUAACUUUAUGGGAUUCUUUAAAAAUAAAACUCAUUUUCCUAAACAAAACGUCAUCCUGAACGUGAUUACUCCGUCUGUUAGAGAGGCAGCGCUGAAUGAAACUACAGGCUGUUUGGGCUCCUAUAUUCUCAUUUAAAGAUAUUAAUAUUAAUAUACAGUAUAUCUUGUCUGCUAAAAAUGCACAAAGAUCACUAAACUAAACAUAAUCUGCUCAGAAAACGUCGUAAUUAAAGCUAAAUUGGACUCUAAA
This is a messenger RNA of Xiphophorus maculatus (southern platyfish), 2128 nucleotides long. RefSeq names its product beta-1,4-galactosyltransferase 2-like. Bases 212 to 1318 code for a protein of 368 amino acids. Gene Ontology annotation, biological process: carbohydrate metabolic process; protein N-linked glycosylation. Gene Ontology annotation, molecular function: beta-N-acetylglucosaminylglycopeptide beta-1,4-galactosyltransferase activity; cytoskeletal protein binding. NCBI's taxonomy places the organism in Eukaryota, Metazoa, Chordata, Actinopteri, Cyprinodontiformes, Poeciliidae. The record is from RefSeq and is a predicted model, not a curated record. The transcript has 2 exons.